GCUGCUCUCCGUCAGCGUCGCGCUCCGUCGUUGGUGUUGGAGAUAUUCGUAGGUAGGCAGUAGUAGGAGACCGAAGGUGCCCGCGCGUUGCGUCACUCCGUUGGACCAUGUCAGGCACGGUGGCUGUCAACCUGCGUCAGAUGUCCAUGUCGCGGACUUUCCUACGUGCGAUGCCCGUGUUGCGGUCGGCGGCCACCGCGCGAACGGCCAGGCGAUGCCUCUUCGACGAAGUCGACCACGAGCAGCUCCAGCGGGACCUGGAAGAAGAGAAGCGUGCCCGCUUCGCUCGUUUCGCCGAAGCUUACAACUUCGAUCUGAGCACGGAGACGCCCCUGCCCGGCCGAUUCGAAUGGCAGAGCGUCGGAGACCGAGCCGCGGCUGCUGCCAGCCGCGCGUCGGAAGCAGGGGACGCCGUCGUUGCUUCGGAAACAGAGGACGCCGAGCCUGCUGCGAUAGCGCAGCGACCCCAGCGACCAGUUUCCAACGCUAGGCAACGCCUCAUCUCCGACUAUUUCCAGGUGCGCAAGAGACUUCCGCUUGCAGAGAAGAGUGCCCAGCAGCCUCCGGCCAAGAUGGCGAGGCUGAUGCUGGCGCCAGAGACCGUGCCCUAGCCGAAGGGGGUGCAACCACCGAGCGGCAACAUCGCAGCGAACCGCCCGAUGAAGAAACCCCGUGCCUUCUUUUUGUGUGUGUGUGUGCCCGCUCGUGGGCGAUGAUGAUGAUUAUGAAUGAUCUCAAUGGCUGCUGCCCCCCCCCCCUCUUUUUGUUUUAAAUCUUCUCCAAGCUCUGAAGGACGUUACACUUUCCAAGGCUGCACCGAAGUCGCGCAAACAGUCGCUUCAGUAGCGCUGUGCCGCGGGUUGCUUUGCCUUUCACAGAAGGAGCACCGCGUGCAACGUCGCCCAUUACAAAGAAUACCAUUGUGACCACUAGAGUUCAUCCACACUGGCGACUCGGAGUGUAGCCUCCGCGAUUAGCUUCGCGUUGCCGGAGCUCAUCGCAGAGGCCACGCUCAGAGAGGUAGCGUCACCAAGGUUGUCGCAGAUGUUCUGGCAAACCCAAAGUUACAAAGCGACCGGUCGCGAACAGUCACGAGGAAACGCUUUUGAUCGAGAAGUGACUGUUUUUGGCUCUCAAUUUUGCCGCGUUGCAACUGCGAAAACGAGCGAUUGAUUAAAAAAAGAUUUGCGACGCUGAGUGCGCUAUAACAUUGGCGACUAAGUUGGCGACCAAGUCGUCGGUGUGAAUGUGCAUCCAUAUGAUGACAUUCGAGACGAAAAACCGCGCUAGAAGCACAGGCUGACCUGUAAGUUGCCCACCCCUUGAUCCCGGUGGGAAGCGGCUCCUAACAGCUCCUUCGAGGUUCGAAUAUGGCGCACGAAGUGGGCUGACCCGAUGCCUCGGAAGUGGCUAGCAGUCGCAUCCACGUGUGCGGGCCUUACAGCCACGAAUCGCCUGGAAAGGUGUAGCGCCUCCUUCCUUCCUUUCUCCUGGAGUGAACCCCGUACCUGAUCAGAGAAACGUCACCGACCACCCGAGUUCCUAACUCCAGCCCAGCCAGUGCAACGUCGUCCUGCCCUUUUCCACGAUCUCAGCCACACAGAAAAGGGGAGCGCCGUCUUUCUUUCUUUCCUCCUUUCCUCUUUUUUUUAAACAACAAAAAAAGUAUGUAGCAUUUUUAUUUUGUUUUUACUCGAUUUUAUUGAUGAUGCGCCUUUGUUGUUUUUAGAGAGAGAUGGUGGCGGCCCACGCACAUGUGUGCCUCGGAAGUGUGCAAUAGGCGCCGCACUAAGGCGCCCCCACCACGUCGAUUGUACAGAGAGCCUCUAUUCGCAAAUAAAAAAAGAGAGCCGCCUU
Molecule: messenger RNA, 1857 nt
Organism: Rhipicephalus sanguineus (brown dog tick)
Lineage: Eukaryota; Metazoa; Arthropoda; Arachnida; Ixodida; Ixodidae
Product: cyclin-dependent kinase inhibitor 1B
Exons: 2
Coding region: 108-611 (167 amino acids)
Biological process (GO): regulation of cell cycle
Cellular component (GO): nucleus
Molecular function (GO): cyclin-dependent protein serine/threonine kinase inhibitor activity
Source: RefSeq, a predicted model, not a curated record